AAAUCUCAGUGAGAGAGAGAGAGGGUAGAGAGAGAAAGAGAGCGAUUUGAAGUGGUGGAGGCGACUUAGAGAGAGAGAGAGAGAGAGAGAGAGCGAAAGGAGAUUUUUGAGUCGCCAAUUGGGUUGCCGGCAGUGUUCUUGUUCAGAGAUCGAUUCUGGGUUUUCAGAAGAAAUGGCUUCAAGAGUAGUUGUUCCACAGCAAGCAAGAAGUGAGGCAGUCGUUGGUGGAGAAAAUAAGGUGCAAAAGAAAAACGUUGCAGCCGAUGGGAGAAACAGAAGAGCACUUGGUGAUAUUGGCAAUAUGGUAACUGUUCGACCUAAUGACGCCAAGCCUCAUCGCCCCAUCACAAGGAGUUUCCGCGCACAACUAAUUGCCAACGCAGAAGCCGCGAAAGCCGUUGCGAACAACAAGAAACAAGCUUGUGUCAAUGUAAACGGAUCGCUUGCCGUUCCUGAGGCAGUCCCAGCGGGACAAAAACGAGAUGAGGCAGUGCCUAAACCCGUCCACAAAAGGGCUAAUCUUGUUAAGCCAAAGCCCCAACAAGAGCUGAUUGAGGUAAGCUCGGAUUCAGAUGAUGAUGCCAAGAAGAAGAACGAGAUCAGAGUCAAGAAAAAAGAUGGAGAAGGAGCGUCAAGGAAGAAAGCCCCAACUCUUUCUUCUGUCCUUACUGCCAGAAGCAAGAUGGCCUGCGGUAUAACUAAUAAACCGAAGGAGAAUAUUGUCGACAUUGACGCAGCAGACAUUAACAAUGAAUUGGCUGCAGUUGAGUACGUUGAGGACAUGUACAAAUUCUAUAAGCUGGCUGAGAACGCGAGCAGGCCUCAUGACUACAUUGAUUCACAGCCUGAGCUGAAUGAGCAGAUGAGAGCCAUACUGGUGGAUUGGCUUGUAGAAGUUCACAUCAAAUUUGAACUCUCCCCCGAAACCUUUUACCUGACGAUCAACAUAGUCGAUAGGUUUCUCGCUGUGAAGACCGUUCCGAGGAAGGAACUGCAGUUGGUGGGCAUUAGCGCUAUGCUUAUGGCCUCAAAAUAUGAAGAAAUCUGGGCUCCUGAGGUCAAUGAUUUUGUAUGCCUCGCAGACAGAGCUUACACACACGAACAGAUUCUAAAGAUGGAGAAGAUCAUAUUGGGCAAGUUGGAAUGGACAUUGACAGUUCCCACAGCUUACGUGUUCCUUGUUCGUUUCAUAAAGGCUUCUGUUCCAAAUGACAGAGAAGUGGAAAAUUUGGUAUACUUUCUUGCUGAGUUGGGAAUAAUGCACUAUGCGACCAUAAUGUAUUGCCCUUCUAUGAUUGCCGCCUCGGCAGUCUACGCCGCUCGGUCCACUCUCAACAAGAGCCCCGUUUGGAACGACACUCUCAAGCUUCACACUGGUUAUUCGGAGGCACAAGUCAUUGAUUGUGCAAAGCUUCUGGCGAUUUUGCAUUCAACGGUUUUGAAGAGUAAGCUUCGGGCGGUGUACAGGAAGUAUUCAAGUUCAGAGAGGGGGUGUGUGGCUAUGCUUCCAGUGGCCAAAGCUCUCUUGCCUGCUGCUGGUGCUGGAUCCAUAUGAGAGAGAGAAGAAAGAAUGUCAUUUUUUUUUUAACUAUUUUUUGGGUGAAAAUAUGGGAGAAGAGUUGUGCUAAUGAUGAUGGAACUUAAUUUGUUUAUUGUUUGGGAUGUUGACUAUCAAUUUGCUCCUCUAGCAAAUUGUCUUGUGACUUUUUCAAUUAUGUUGAAAUGACUAUCAAUCCUCUGUUACUUUAAUUCAAAGAAAUGAUGAUAUCUUUCAUUUAUACUAUAUAA
This is a messenger RNA of Morus notabilis, 1788 nucleotides long. Its product is annotated as G2/mitotic-specific cyclin S13-7. Lineage: Eukaryota; Viridiplantae; Streptophyta; Magnoliopsida; Rosales; Moraceae. The record is from RefSeq and is a predicted model, not a curated record. Gene Ontology annotation, biological process: regulation of cyclin-dependent protein serine/threonine kinase activity; mitotic cell cycle phase transition. Gene Ontology annotation, molecular function: cyclin-dependent protein serine/threonine kinase regulator activity. Gene Ontology annotation, cellular component: cytoplasm; centrosome; nucleus. The coding region runs from base 173 to 1555 and encodes 460 amino acids. The transcript has 9 exons.